This is a messenger RNA of Microthlaspi erraticum, 348 nucleotides long. The record is from the annotation of a GenBank genome assembly. Lineage: Eukaryota; Viridiplantae; Streptophyta; Magnoliopsida; Brassicales; Brassicaceae.
AUGUCCUUAGCCAAUGUUGACAAGACAGUCUUUUACAAGACCAUACCAUUCAUCUCACCAAACAAGCUGUCUUACUCAUCACUGCCCAAGGCCGCCCAAGAGAACCACCAGACCACACUCAAGGAAUCUAAGAACCACACAAUGGUAAAGAAGAUAUACCACAAGAAGAAUGUUCAUAGUUGGCGCGACUUGAUGGCCGAGCAGAACCUCUCCACGCUCGCCCAUGUCCUCUCAAGCCGCCCAACACACCAUCCCAUCUCAUUCCAUCUGCAUCUCACCCAUCCCACCUCACCACACUUGCAUUCCAUCACUACCAUCAUUCCACUGCAUUCACCAUUCUUCAAGUAA